AUGUCUGUGGUUAGCAGUCUGGAGGCAGAUCUUGAACUCAAUACUUCAGCUGUGAAGUUUCUUGAAAUAUUUUCGACCAGAAUAUAUGAGCUUCUCACAAUCUCACCUGAGAUUAUACAAGGCAUUGAAAUUGUUGAAGGUGAAUGGGGCACUUCAGGCUUCGUCUUCCUCUCUCAUUAUACCCUGCUAGGUGAAAGCCACCUUCAACUUCACUCUCUACCUUUUACAUUACUGCUUCACGUACAUAUCACUGUGAUUAACACUCUUAAAUCAGAUGGUACACCACAAGUAGCUAAGCUGGUGGUGGAAAGCAUAAACUUAGUAGACCUAUCAAUGACGUUCAGAGUGAUAGAGGGAGAUCUGUUGGAUGUGUAUAAUAGCUUCAUGGUUUAUCUUAAACUAACUCCAAAUGUACUGUCGGGAAGCGUAUUGCAUUGGACCAUUGAAUAUGAGAAGCCAAGUUCAGACACUGCAGAUCCAGCCUCCUUGAUGGAAACUGCCAUUCAAGUCUCCAAAGACGUUGAUGUUUAUGUCAGCAACCUCAUCUAG
This is a messenger RNA of Neltuma alba, 549 nucleotides long. RefSeq names its product MLP-like protein 28. The record is from RefSeq and is a predicted model, not a curated record. Lineage: Eukaryota; Viridiplantae; Streptophyta; Magnoliopsida; Fabales; Fabaceae. Bases 1 to 549 code for a protein of 182 amino acids. The transcript is spliced from 2 exons. Gene Ontology annotation, biological process: defense response.